This is a messenger RNA of Miscanthus lutarioriparius, 1053 nucleotides long. The record is from the annotation of a GenBank genome assembly. NCBI's taxonomy places the organism in Eukaryota, Viridiplantae, Streptophyta, Magnoliopsida, Poales, Poaceae.
AUGACACUUGAAUAUUUAAGACAGAGGGAUCAAAACAUUAUGAGGAACGACCAAUUCUUCCAAAGCCUUGGGCACAGUACCCUAGUUGCACAAGUUAAGGGUAAAAGUGCAAGGAACAAGGAUGAUGUUCCUGAAAAAUCUAGAUCUCUGUACAAUCCUGAGGAUGACGAGGGCUCUAACCAACAUGACGAAGAUGAAGUCAGCAUGCUUCUAAGGUGGGUGAGGAUGUAUGUAACAAGAAUGUCCAACAUAUUGGCAAGUUCUCUGCUAGAGGUUCGAAAGCAUCAAAGAGAGUGGUGGCACCACAAGAAGGGGAAACUACUAGAGUUACUAGGCAAAGGACUGCUGCCAAUCCAAGCCUCGCUAUUGUCACACAUGAUGCAUUGGCAUCUACCAAUACUACUACAAGCCCAAAUGAGGAGCACAUCAACAACAAUGAUGAAGGGUGGACAACGUCAGAUGAGGCAUAGGCUAAAAAAGUACUUUGAUGGAGUUCUAGCAAAUCUAGUGAGGACAACGUCACCUGUGACGUGUAUGACUGAUGAUCAAUGGAGAGCAUUAGUGGAGAUGUGGUCCAACCCAAAACACAAGGACACUUAUGUCAAAAACCAAGUUAAUCAUGCGAAAGUCCAUUUCCAUCAGCGUAUAGGUUCUCGAUGUUACAUUGCACAUGCCUAUGUCACGGCUGCUAUGGAAGCAAUUGAGGCUAAACCAAUGCAAGAAGGCCAGAAGUCGAUGUCUUCUAUUGAAAUUGUUUCCAAGGUGCUGCCGAAGUCAAGCACAUUUCUUCAAAAUGUGGGGCUACCAAUCUCCAAGCCAAGUAGUAGAAGUGCAGUUAGUUCACAGGUGUGGGAGCUACAGGCUCAACUUGAGGCUAAUGAGCAAGAAUCUGCGCAACUUAAGCAAGAAUCUGCACAACUUAAGCAAGAGGUGGCUAGCCAAGCACAUGAAAUUGACAGCUUGAAGAAGGAACAGCAAGAAACUCAUGCCCUCCUUCGACAGUUGAUUCUUCACUUCAAUCAGGGUCAAGUCACUCCUCCCUAUAAUUUGUGA